AUUCAGGCAUCACCUUAUACUACGUACUGGCCCUACGUAGUGUAAUGUGGAACUGAUAAAAAUGGGGUGUCGGAGCUGCUGAGUUGAGCGAUACUCAUCCUACCACCGAGACUGUGUUGCUCCGCGGGGACGCCCGCUAAGCAUGGGUACCGACCAGCUGCUGCAGAUCCUGACAGCCCUGGCCUGUCUGUGUGGAUAUCAGCUAUGCUUUGCUUCUUUGCUGACUUCUGUUUCGGAUGUCAAUGUGUGGACCACCUUGGCCAACGUGACGAAGACGGACGUGAUAUGUGUGUCCAUGGCAACUCCCACGAGUCCUUUUCGCACCUGUCUGGUUGGAGUACCUAUUGAUAACUACCGGUGGGGAACUCUAUAUAAUGAGACCGUGUUAGCAAACUGCACACAUCCAGGAACUCAACAACCUCUUUGGUGGUGCCAGGCAUCGUGGCGAGCUAAAAGCGGAAAGGACGCUACUUGGUAUAUUAAGUCUUUAGCAUACAUGCAUAAUUUUCCUGCUUUACCCAUUCAACCACAAGAGCUGGACAUCUUAGGGACAUUAACUGCAACUCGAUGCUUCUACCUAAACUAUACGUCAGGUACCAAGGUUAAUGAAGGAGGAGUUGACAUUUUUCCUAGAGAUAUCUACCGGAAUGCAUCAGCUUGGUGCAAUGAGACUCUGCAAAAACAAUUUAUUCCUGGAUCUGAUGCGAUAGGUCUCCCAAAUGAUAUGUUUCUCAUUUGUGGACAAAGAGCGUGGAAAGGUAUUCCGGGAAAGGCUGUAGGAGGCCCUUGUACCUUUGGACAAUUAACCUUUUUUUCAUCCUCGCAGCGUAACCUUGCCUAAACUAAGAAGACGCAGACGUGACACACGGCGAUUUACUCCGGACUGUAACUCAGAUGUAAGGUUUUGGAAUAAAGCCGAAAGAAUAACUGCUAGUAUAAUAUCUCAGAUAGGGACUGCUCAUGCUUUGGCUUCUUUAAAUAAACUAGGAUGCUGGUUGGCUAAAGAAGCUAAUGCUACUUCUGCUGCUUUGAGUGCAUUGCUCACAGAUGUAGACUCUGUUAGACAUGCAAGUUUACAAAAUAGAGCUGCUAUUGAUUUUUUUGUUGUUAGCCCAGGGACAUGGCUGUCAAGAUUUUGAGGGCAUGUGCUGUAUGAAUUUAAGUGAUCAUUCUGAAUCUGUUCAUGCUAGCAUCCAGAAAUUGAAAGCCCUUACUCAACAAUUACAUGUUCGUGAUGAAUGGAACCUCUUUGGUGAUUGGAAAUGGGGAUGGCCCUGGUUACGAAAAGCGUUAAUAGGCUUGUCAAUAGUUGGAUGUAUAAUAACAUGCAUAUUGUGUAUGAUUCCCUGUAUACUAACAUGUGUACGUCGAAUGAUAAACACCAAGCUAAAUGCAUUACAAUCUCGAGUAGUUCGUUAUCACCCUCUUGCUACCAUUGAUCACGCGGUGGUAUGUAAGGGGGGUACUUUUGAAUUAGAUGAUCAAUGGAGCAUAGAGGCGUGAGAACGGAAUCAUAUUAG
Pipra filicauda (Wire-tailed manakin) is the source of this 1520-nucleotide messenger RNA. RefSeq lists its product as uncharacterized. The coding region runs from base 143 to 841 and encodes 232 amino acids. The record is from RefSeq and is a predicted model, not a curated record. The transcript has 2 exons. NCBI's taxonomy places the organism in Eukaryota, Metazoa, Chordata, Aves, Passeriformes, Pipridae.